AUGCACUUCCUCCACCACAUCCCCUUUCUGGCAGCCCUCGGCCAAUUCAGCGUUACCAACGCCCUCCUCGCCUUCCCCGGUGCGGAGGGCUUCGGCCGCAAUGCCAUUGGCGGACGUCAAGGCAGCGUCUACAUCGUCACCAACCUCAACGACUCCGGCACAGGCUCCCUUCGCGAUGCGGUCUCGAAGCCCGAUCGAAUUGUUGUCUUUGCAGUCAGCGGGGCCAUCAAAAUCACGGACCGCGUCGUAGUAUCAAAACGAAUCAGUAUCCUCGGCCAAACUGCACCAGGCGGCGGUAUCACCGUCUACGGCAACGGCUGGAGUUUCUCCGACGCCGAUGAUGCUAUUAUCCGGUAUAUCCGGAUUCGUAUGGGAAAAGGUGGUACGAGCGGGAAAGAUGCUAUUACCAUUGCCUCGGGGGCGAAUAUGAUAUUUGAUCACGUUUCUGUGUCCUGGGGCCGGGACGAAACUUUCUCGAUCUCCGGCUCCGAUGUCUCAAACAUCACCAUCCAAAAUAGUAUCAUCGGCCAGGGCCUAGAAACGCAUUCCUGUGGCGGGCUAAUCCAAACGAAUCUCGGCAACGGAAUCAGCCUGUUCCGCAACCUCUACAUCGAUAAUAAAACAAGGAAUCCGAAAGUCAAAGGCACAAACGACUUCACUAACAACGUAGUCUAUAACUGGGGUGGAGGUGGCGGAUACAUUGCCGGGGAUUCAGAUGGGCAGAGUGAGGCAAAUAUCGUCGGGAAUUAUUUUGUGAGCGGCCCGAGUACGAGUGUGACUGCUUUCACGCGUGGGAAUGCGAAUUUUAGGGGCUGGGUGGAGGGGAAUUGGUAUGAUAGUGAUAAAGAUGGGGUCUUGAAUGGGAAGGAAAUUGGUGUGGCGUCGUCGAACUAUGGCGGUAUGGCACUUGCUACAGCGAAAUUCCCAUUCCCGGCGCCCGUGAAGACUCUUAGUGCUAACGAUGCGUUGAAAUUCGUGCAGCAGUCUGCGGGUGCGAGUUUGGUGAGAGAUGAGGUUGACAAGAGAUUGAUAGCGGAGUUGGCAUCGUUUGGGAAGAUGGGGGAGCUGGUUAGUGAUGAGAAUGCGAGCCCGAUGAAUGGAGUAGGGAGUGUCGAUGGAGGAAGUAGGUUGGUGGAUACGGAUGGGGAUGGGAUUCCGGAUGAGGGGGAGAUAAAGGUGGGUAGUGAUAAGGGGAAGAGUGAUGCGAUGGUGGAUAGGGAUGGGAACGGGUACGUCACCUGGAAGGAAGGGCAGCGGCACGAGGUAUGGGUCAUUCUUUCCCUUCAGUACUGCACACCGCCUGAUCUUGUACCUUUGGAGCUAUACCGUCACUAA
Messenger RNA from Lindgomyces ingoldianus, 1335 nucleotides. Its product is annotated as pectate lyase-like protein. NCBI's taxonomy places the organism in Eukaryota, Fungi, Ascomycota, Dothideomycetes, Pleosporales, Lindgomycetaceae. Bases 1 to 1335 code for a protein of 444 amino acids. The transcript is spliced from 2 exons. The record is from RefSeq and is a predicted model, not a curated record.